UCAUACUAGUGUUUUUUUUUUUUUGUUGGUUAUCUCGGUUUUCAAAUUUCGAAUCCAAAUAUUCUAGAUCUUCUUCUAUCUGGAUCGUUGUUGUUAGCUUCUGAACAUGAUAAAGUUUGUCUCUUUCGAUGUUUUGCGUAUUCCCAUUAUCGAUUUUGCCUUCUCAACUGUAUUAAAGUUUGGUUUUUUAACACAGUGUAAUGUACACUAGAAAGAAAGAAAAGAAAAAACAAACCUUUAGGAUGUUUUAUUUUGGUUUGCUGAUGAAAAAAAUUGAAACUUUAUACCACUUCAUUCAUAGUAUUAAUGAUCUUUUAAAGCCUAAUGGAGAUUAGUACUCAAUAUUAAUUCGGUCCUACGUAAGUUUCAAAGUAUCAAAGUAAUUUGAGAUUUACAUAUAUCAAUAUGUCUUACAGUCUUAGGAUCAAGCUCUUUAUGAUCCCAAACUUUUUAGAAUGUUUCUUUCCAACCUAACAAUGAUUUUGAGAAAAGUUGUGUUGUCUGCAUAUAAGUAUCUUGAAACUUCAAGAGUUUUUUGUGAUUGAGAAUUUCGGAGAUCUGUGUUUGUGAUGAACCAUCUGGGAAGUCCAAUUUGUUUUUUUUUGUAUGUGCUUAUUUUAGAAAUUUCACAUCUGGGUUUGUGGAAAGUUCGUAGCUUUCGAGGAUUUAACUAAUGGCUAAAAAGAUGGAUUCUUCUUACACCUUUGCCUUGGGGACAAGCAGUUCUAUUUUGCCAAACCUCUGUUUCAAGAACGUAGAAAACAGAUUUUGGUGUGACAAGAUCAACAACAACAAUGGUUUUUUAAAACGUUUUAGAUCAGAUUUUGGCUCCAACAAGUUUGGGAAUCGAAAGUUCAAGCACGGUGUUGUUUAUGCUGUUGCCACUUCAAAUAAUCCAAAAGAGGCUAUGACAGUGAAGCCUUCGAUGUUUGAGAGAAGAAAGGCAGACCCGCAAAACGUGGCUGCAAUCAUUCUAGGAGGAGGCAAUGGAGCUAAACUCUUCCCUCUUACAAAGAGAGCCGCAACACCUGCUGUUCCUGUUGGUGGAUGCUACAGGUUGAUCGAUAUCCCGAUGAGUAACUGCAUUAACAGCUGUAUAAACAAGAUCUUUGUGCUUACACAGUUCAACUCGGCUUCCCUAAAUCGACAUUUAGCUCGUACUUAUUUUGGGAAUGGCAUAAACUUUGGAGGUGGUUUUGUAGAGGUUCUUGCUGCUACGCAAACACCAGGAGAAGCAGGGAAGAAGUGGUUUCAAGGAACAGCAGAUGCUGUCAGAAAAUUCCUCUGGGUGUUUGAGGAUGCCAAGAACAGGAACAUUGAGAACAUACUUAUUUUGUCUGGAGAUCAUCUCUAUAGAAUGAACUACAUGGACUUUGUUCAGUCUCAUGUAGAUAGUAACGCAGAUGUUACUCUUUCUUGCGCACCAGUCAGUGAAAGCCGUGCAUCGAAUUUUGGUCUAGUGAAGAUGGAUAGAGGAGGACGUGUAAUCCAAUUCUCUGAGAAGCCAACAGGAAACGAUCUAAAAUCAAUGCAAACGGACACAACAAUGCUUGGAUUGUCUCAUGAAGAAGCAACAGAUACUCCAUACAUUGCAUCAAUGGGAGUUUAUUGUUUCAAAACUGAAGCUUUGCUGAACCUUCUAACAAGACAGUAUCCGAGUUCCAAUGACUUUGGAUCUGAAGUUAUUCCUGCAGCCAUAAGAGAUCAUGAUGUCCAAGGAUACAUAUUCCGGGAUUACUGGGAGGAUAUUGGAACUAUAAAGACAUUCUAUGAGGCUAACUUAGCUCUUGUUGAGGAGCGACCAAAAUUUGAGUUCUAUGAUCCAGACACUCCAUUCUAUACAUCUCCUCGGUUCCUCCCACCAACCAAAACUGAGAAAUGCCGUAUGGUAGAUUCCAUAAUCUCACACGGAUGUUUCCUGCGAGAAUGCAGCGUUCAACGUUCCAUCAUUGGUGAAAGGUCACGUCUAGACUAUGGAGUUGAGCUUCAGGAUACAUUGAUGUUAGGUGCAGAUUACUACCAAACUGAAUCUGAGAUUGCAUCACUAUUAGCAGAAGGAAAGGUUCCAAUAGGUAUUGGUAAGGACACAAAGAUCAGGAAAUGCAUCAUUGACAAGAAUGCCAAGAUCGGUAAAAACGUGAUCAUCAUGAACAAAGGAGAUGUUCAAGAAGCGGAUAGGCCAGAGGAAGGAUUCUACAUUCGAUCUGGAAUCACUGUGAUAGUCGAAAAGGCAACAAUUCAAGACGGUACUGUCAUAUGAACGGAGCUUCAAAGUUGCUGUCUAAAAAGACCGUGGAGCAAAAUGUAGCCGGAGGCUGCUUGGCCUGAGAUCACAAGAGGACAAACAGCUAUGGUCUUAUUUUCCGGCAGUGUAUGUAUAUUUAGAAAGAGCUUCAAGCUUAUAGCUAAAGUUUAUUAUGUAAGAGAUAGAAAUGUAGACAAUAAGAACAGGGUGAGCUCAAGUCUGAUCACCCGAUCUCUCUCUCUUUCUCUUUUCACACCUUUUGUAUUUAGAAUCUUUUAAUGAUUAUUAUCCAAGAAAAUAAGCAAUUUUAUCUU
Messenger RNA from Camelina sativa (false flax), 2559 nucleotides. RefSeq names its product putative glucose-1-phosphate adenylyltransferase large subunit, chloroplastic. The record is from RefSeq and is a predicted model, not a curated record. Gene Ontology annotation, molecular function: glucose-1-phosphate adenylyltransferase activity. Gene Ontology annotation, biological process: glycogen biosynthetic process. NCBI's taxonomy places the organism in Eukaryota, Viridiplantae, Streptophyta, Magnoliopsida, Brassicales, Brassicaceae.